This is a messenger RNA of Colias croceus (clouded yellow), 2965 nucleotides long. Its product is annotated as somatomedin-B and thrombospondin type-1 domain-containing protein-like. Bases 212 to 1039 code for a protein of 275 amino acids. NCBI's taxonomy places the organism in Eukaryota, Metazoa, Arthropoda, Insecta, Lepidoptera, Pieridae. The record is from RefSeq and is a predicted model, not a curated record. The transcript is spliced from 6 exons.
CAGAGCUUCGCCGUGCGUCGCGCAGGACGCACGUGUUCACUGCUCACUCCGGGCGUUUCGGAAAAAGUUCAUUUUCGUUAAGUGACUGUGACUUGUGCAAAAAUUGAUAUAUUCCACACACAAACUCUUAUAAAAUAAAAUAAAUUAGCUCAAUAAAAUUGUUGAAAUAACCAAAAGUUUGCACGCAACGAGUUUGACAUUAGAAAAAAAAAUGAUCCGUCAUUAUCUGUGGUUCGUUUGCGCGGUAAUUUUGACAAGUCGGUGUGGCGCGAAUUACUGCAGAGACGCGAAUCUGUGUUGCCCGGGCCGGGAUAGCUCGUGUGUCGUACAGAAAGCACAUCAAAAUGCAAUAAUUGAGGACCUGACUGACAAACCGUGUUAUUGCGAUCACGCCUGCUUGAAAUUAGGCGACUGCUGUCCAGAUUUCCGGGAAACGUGUGGAGUUCUCGAUUGCGUGGUAUCCAGCUGGGGCGAGUGGUCAGAAUGCGACACAUCUUGCGGGUCUGGCAGCAUGGUCCGCAGCAGAACAGUUCUGCAGGCAGCCGCGCACGGUGGGAGACACUGCCCAUCGCUGGUGCAGCGGCGAGCGUGCCAAGCACACCAUGGCUGUACCGCUGAUAGCGAUGUGCCUUUACGAGAGGAGACAGCAAUGAUCCUACCAGGAGUUUUAUCCCUCAGUCGUCAUUCCAACGACACUGUGGAUAUCAGGAAGAACUUACGGCUAAGGAAUCCAGAUGAUCCUGAAUCGAACGCACAUAGAGAGUACUGUGUGCAAUUUGAGGUGGUGAAGGUCUCAAAGGCGUGUCACACUGACUCCGACUAUAAAGCUUUAAGAGAAGGUAACACAAUCUGCGUAAUGUGCGAAGCGGCAGCUCUCAAGCGCGAUCUCAAGUGGCGCUGCAGCGGGCACGGUGUGUCGGGCCACGCAACUCGCUUCUAUGCGCUCGUGGCCCCACACUGUCAUGGGAAAUGGGCACGAGCGCAGACGCUUGACAAGCGGAGCGAUUGUUGCGCGAAUCCCGACUUUAUCUUCGUGUAGAUAUAGUCUAAUUUACAAUACUGAAGAAGGGAAGGGGUUACAAUACUGCUGGAUAUCCGACUUCCAUGAGAAUAACUCGUGGAAUUAGGACUUGUAUUACGCUCUCGGUAGGAGCGGUUGCUGUGCAAUUCCGACUUUAUCUUUAUGCAGAUAGAGCGCGUUUUAUAAUAUUCUGAUACUAUUGAAAAGUUGAGCGGCUUCUGCGCAAAUCCCGAGUUUAUUUUCAUAGAGAUAAGAGGCGUUUUACAAUACACUUGAGAAGUGCACGAAUUUCGACUUUAUUUUCAUGGAAAUAGGACACGUAUUGUCGCGUUUGUUCGCGAUACUGUCGGUAACAAGUGCAGCGGCUGCUCAAAUCUCAACUUUAUUUUCAUGAAAAUAAAAUGCGUUUUACAAUAGCAUCAGCGUUAAGAGCCGUGGCUGCUCGAAUUUCAACUUUAUUUUCAUUUCAAUAAAGCGUGUUAUACGAUACUCUCAGUGUUAUGCGGAGCGGUGCUCAAAUCUCGACUUUGUCUUUAUGUAAAUAGAGCACAUUGUACCGUACUUGUUAUGUAAUAUUUGGUUGUAAUAAAAUGUUUGAUGUGACUGUGUUUUAUUUGAUCGGAACGUUAAAGAUGUAGAGAUGUCUACACGCAGAUGCAAAUAUUUUAUAUAAUGCAGGUUUUCUUCAAGUAGUGACUCUUUUUAUCUGCAUUUUCAGUUGCUUUUUUUUGUAUUAUUAUACAGGGAGUUUCCCAUUAUGUGUAGUUUAAUCAACGGAAAUUAUAGUGUUCCAGACACUAAUUACGUAAAAAUACAUAAAACAAUACAUAAAAAUAAUUAUUUGUUUUUUUCUUAAACUGUGCGUAAAUUCUUUGUUUCGUGCGUCCCACUUUAGGGUGUUUACAUAAAGUGCAAAUAAAAUUGUUAAUGUCACAAGUAUUUUUACGUAAUCAAUGUCUGAAAAACUAUAUGUUACAUUGAUCAUAGUAAACACAAUCUACCCCCAAUACUUUGCAUUAUACAUAUCAAACCAUAUAGUUUUGUUGAUUUACCUUUUUCAAUUACUUUAAAACAUUUUAUCAUACUCAAUCACCAUAAUCACCAACAUAUAGGUUAUUUUAAGUGGUUAUAUAUAUAUACAAUAGAUUCAACAUACUAUGCAUUUAACAGACAGAUUAAUUAUUAUGUGAUCUUAAUAAAUCAUAUCUUGAUACGUUAGUAUAUUGCUAUCUGUUAUCUAAUAUUCAUUGCGAAAUUAAUUACUGUAUGAUAUGAAUUGUAUAGUAUAUUGUAUAUGGUUGUUUUGCUGAUUAAAAUAAUUUUGGUUUCACUUCAAAUCAAUCAAUAUUUUAAACAAAUAUUUGGUGAGGAAAUUAGAGACAUUUCUCAGUGCCAUAAUAUGGAUGUAUUAGUUUAUUAUAAAACUUUAUCGGUCAGUGUAUUUUAGUUUUAAAAUAUAAAGAUUUACAUUAUCUUAGUUUAUAAGGAAUACUCGCAAUAGGUAGUUAUAGUUUUUGACUGAAUGAAAGUUAAUUUUAUUUGUAAAAAAUGUCUCAUUUUAUCAUACAGUAUGGAUACCGCUUAACUCUAUUUUGAAAUAUAGGGUGACUCUCAUUUUUAAAUUUAAAGAUUAGUACAUAAUAUUAUUAUGUUUAUUGAUAUUUUAUGGCAAUGAAUUCAAGCGUAUUCGUUGAUGUAGAAAAUUACUUUGUUCUUUUUAUUAACUUGCAUCUGAAGGCACUUUUAAACGUAAUCUUUUGUAUUUAAUGUUAAAUACGGUUUAAUUAUAAAAUAAUAUUUUACUUAAACAUACAUAUAUGUAUAACGUCACAUUACGUCUAUAGAAAUAAUAGAUUGUGAAUACAUAUCUAAUGAAACCCAUGUAAAUAAUUAUAGUUCUUAGGAAUAAAUUACUUUAGCUAAUAAAUAAUUAUGCAAAUUAAA